Messenger RNA from Vigna angularis (adzuki bean), 1133 nucleotides. Its product is annotated as serine/arginine-rich splicing factor RS41. The record is from RefSeq and is a predicted model, not a curated record. Bases 8 to 940 code for a protein of 310 amino acids. Gene Ontology annotation, cellular component: nuclear speck. The transcript is spliced from 6 exons. Gene Ontology annotation, biological process: mRNA splicing, via spliceosome. Lineage: Eukaryota; Viridiplantae; Streptophyta; Magnoliopsida; Fabales; Fabaceae. Gene Ontology annotation, molecular function: RNA binding.
UGGCCGUAUGAUUUCAUGUGAACAUUACCUUCUUUUCCUCACUCUUCACUUUCUCUUACUCUCUCUCUCGUAUCGCAAUAUUCCCAAUCUUAGGCCUAGGGUUUCUAUCGCAAACCCUCCGCCCUUCCGGCUAGGUCGCGUGCAAAGAGAUUCCGAAGCUUUGACUUUGCUGAAGGGAAAAAUGAGGCCUGUUUUCUGUGGGAACCUGGAUUUCGACGCGCGUCAAUCUGAUGUGGAGAGGCUCUUCAGAAGAUAUGGGAAAGUCGAUAGAGUCGACAUGAAAUCUGGGUUUGCUUUCAUUUACAUGGAAGAUGAACGAGAUGCUGAGUAUGCAAUCAGAAGGCUUGAUAGAACUGAAUUUGGUAGAAAGGGACGUCGGAUUCGUGUUGAGUGGACUAAGCAAGAACGUGACAGUAGAAGGUCAGGUGGUGAUUCCAGAAAACCUUCAUCUAAUUCAAGGCCAUCCAAAACAUUGUUUGUUAUUAAUUUUGAUCCAGUUCACGCUAGGACAAAGGAUCUGGAGAGACAUUUUGACCCUUAUGGGAAAAUUUUAAAUAUAAGGAUCAGAAGGAAUUUUGCUUUUAUUCAGUAUGAAUCACAGGAGGAUGCUACUAGAGCUUUGGAGGCGACCAACCUGAGCAAAUUUAUGGACCGUGUUAUCACGGUGGAGUAUGCCAUAAGAGAUGAUGAUGACAGAGAUAGAAGGAACGGAUACAGUCCUGAAAGAAGAGCUCAUGACUCGCCUGAUGGGAGAUAUGGUCGUGGUAGAUCGCCCAGUCCAUAUCGUAGAGGUAGGGGUAGCCCAGAUUAUGGUCAUGGAUCAAAUCCAUCUUCCCGACCAGAAACAAAAGGAAGCCCCAAGUAUGAACGAGCUGAAAGUCCGAUAAAUGGGAGAUAUGAUAGCCGGUCUCCACCACCCCGAGAAAGGUCACGUUCUUGAGGAAAAGCUGUAGACUGUGAAAUUGUUGUUAGACCAUUUUAUUUUUAUUUUAGUCCAUAGUUUGGCAGCAAAAACUCAGACUUAGUUAUGUAUUUAUUGUUAUGUUUGGUUAGAACCUUAAAUUGGUAAAGACAUUCUAGAUGUUAUUAAAUGUGUUGCAUGUCAAAUUAUGGAUUUUUCUUCUGCUGAAAAA